Molecule: messenger RNA, 665 nt
Organism: Cantharellus anzutake
Lineage: Eukaryota; Fungi; Basidiomycota; Agaricomycetes; Cantharellales; Hydnaceae
Exons: 4
Coding region: 142-486 (114 amino acids)
Source: RefSeq, a predicted model, not a curated record
GGUUCGUAAUGCGGGCAUCGCUCUCGCCUUCUCCUCUGGUGUCAAUUUGCCGCUCUGCCGCCCGUGAGACUGUUGUGGUUCAAAAAAAAUUGGGAGGAGUCUAGCUUGGGCCCGUAGAUUUCCAGCAGAUAAAGCACGCCGAUGAUGAUGUUCUUUUCGAUACUUGUUCCGCCGCUCGUUCCGCUACUCCUCCUGCUAAAAGGAAGUGAAAAACUCCGUGGCGAUGAAUCCAAACCGGGCGUUACUGCAAUUGUUCGGCGCUUCGAACAAAUCAUCUACUCAAUCUUUACCAAUAUCAGUCAUGGGAACCUACCAGAGGGAAGCGGAGUGCACGGGCGUCAAUGGGGCACAGAUGAAGCCUUCUGUUCCCUGGACCAUUUUCGCAUUCAAAAGUACUGGCCCGUCGAUUAUCCUGAUUACGUCGCCGAUCUGACCACACAAAUGCAACAAUUCUCCCUAGCAGAAGCCGGGGUCUCAUGGAAGUAAAAGGAGGAAAGCAACCUUGGGGCCAAAUUUGUGACAUGUUGAUACAACUUGCUGAUGAUGUGGCCAAGGAGAAAUCCGCGGACCACAAGAUCAACGUAUGGUUCACUCGACAUUCUCGUGAGUGAAACGGUUUUACGCUAUGCAAGGAUUCUUUCGUCGGUUGGUCUCGCGUAUGCCCG